Pyrus x bretschneideri (Chinese white pear) is the source of this 1801-nucleotide messenger RNA. Its product is annotated as synaptotagmin-3-like. The record is from RefSeq and is a predicted model, not a curated record. The transcript has 12 exons. The coding region runs from base 134 to 1801 and encodes 555 amino acids. Gene Ontology annotation, molecular function: lipid binding. Gene Ontology annotation, cellular component: endoplasmic reticulum. NCBI's taxonomy places the organism in Eukaryota, Viridiplantae, Streptophyta, Magnoliopsida, Rosales, Rosaceae.
GCGUCCCUUUACUUUUUUGCAAUUUCUGAUCCUUGCAUCCUCCUUUCUUUCUUUUUUCUUUUACAUAAUUCUUCCAGAUAUUGUAUUGAUGAUGGAUUUCUGGAUUUUAAUUUUCAAUUUUCUGUAGGGAAAAAUGAGAAUUCUGAGUCUUUUAUUCGAUUUUAUUGGAUUUGGAUUUGGAAUUCCAAUCGGCCUUGUACUGGGAUUUUUCAUAUUUAUAUACUCUAAGCCUGAAGAUGUGAAGGAUCCAAUUAUUAAACCCCUUGAUGAGAUUGAUACAGGCUCUCUGAUUGAUCUUUUGCAUGAGAUUCCUCCAUGGGUGAAACAUCCUGACUAUGAAAGAAUUGACUGGUUUAACAAGGCUUUAUAUGAUAUGUGGCCUUACCUUGAUAAGGCAAUAUGCGGUAUCAUACGAAGCGCCACGAAACCUAUAUUUGCAGAGUACAUUGGAAAGUAUCAGAUAAAAUCGAUCGAAUUCGAGACCCUGACUCUCGGAAGCCUUCCUCCUACAAUUUACGGCAUGAGAGUGCAUGAAACCACUGAAAACGAACUGAUAUUUGAGCCUGCAAUUAGAUGGGCAGGAAAUCCCCACAUAACAGUGGUGUUGAAACUGUUGCCGUUUCGAUUUACAGCACAGUUGGUGGAUAUCCAAAUAUUUGCAGCACCAAGGAUAAUUUUGAGGCCUCUGGUGCCAUCAUUCCCAUGUUUUGCAAACGUAGUAGUGAGUUUGAUAGAUAAGCCACAUGUGGAUUUUGGACUCAAAAUUCAGGGAGGGGAUGUGAUGGCAAUCCCUGGUUUGUACCAAUUCAUCCAGGAAUUUAUAAAAAGACAAGUUGCUAGCCUUUAUUUAUGGCCCCAAACUCUGGACAUACCAAUUCUUGAUAGUUCCCUAUCAGGGACAAUAAAGAAGCCAGUAGGGAUACUACAUGUGAAGGUUGUAAAAGCACUCAAACUCUUGAAGAUGGACAUCAUUGGAACAUCUGACCCUUAUGUUAAAAUCAAACUAAGUGGGGAGAGGCUUCCUUCAAAGAAAACUACCAUUAAGAUGAGGAACCUUAACCCCGAAUGGAAUGAGAGUUUCAGGCUCACAGUUAAAGAUCCCCAGACCCAAAUCCUUCAAUUUGAUCUUUAUGAUUGGGAACAGAUUGGAACACAUGACUUUUUAGGAAUGCAAAUUGUUCCACUGAAGGUGCUUAUCCCACAUGAGACGAAAGAAUUAACUCUUGAUUUGGUGAAGAACACAAACCCUUAUGAUCCUGUAAACAAGAAAGGGAGAGGCCACCUCAUAGUGGAGUUGACAUACAAUCCUUUUAUAGAUGACCAUGGAAACUACAGUGGACCUUUGGAUGGAAAAGUUGCAGGGGAAAAAAGUCAUCAAAGUAAGAGCCGAAAGGGAUCCAAGGAUUUUUCUUGCUUUUCGUCGCUAGAAGCAGCCGGUUUGCUUUCGGUUACAGUCCAGGGAGCUGAAGAUGUUUCUGGCAAGAAUCGCAGUAACCCUAACCCUUAUGCUUUGGUUAGCUUUGGAGAAGAAACUAAAAUAACCAAGAUGCUUAGGAAAACCCAGUGUCCAAGUUGGAAUGAAGAAUUCCAGUUUGUGAUAGAAGAUGCUUCACUGAAGGAGAAGAUCCAUAUUGAAGUAAUGAGUAAGAAAAGAUUUGGUUUUCGUCGACAGGAGUCGUUGGGGUACAUUGACAUCAAUUUUAGUGAUGUGGUAUACAAUGGACGCAUUAGAGGGAAGUACAAUUUGAUCAACUCAAAAAAUGGAGUUAUACAUAUUGAGACGCAGUGGAAUUCUACAUGA